Messenger RNA from Suillus discolor, 534 nucleotides. RefSeq lists its product as uncharacterized. The record is from RefSeq and is a predicted model, not a curated record. Bases 1 to 534 code for a protein of 177 amino acids. The transcript is spliced from 3 exons. NCBI's taxonomy places the organism in Eukaryota, Fungi, Basidiomycota, Agaricomycetes, Boletales, Suillaceae.
AUGCAUGCUUGGUCAUGGGUGGCAUAUAUGCCCAUUCCCCAAUUUGUUUGUCACCCAGACUUCUUCUCGCUCUUGCAAGCCCAUGUUUGGCAUUGGUGUAUGGACAUUGUCUUUGUGAAUCUCAAAUCUGCAGCUGUGACAGAUACUCAAAUGGUGGACCCAGUUGGUAACCUGCAUUAUGCAUUUACUUCCCUUGUUGCAUACACAGCCGACCUCCCCGAGCAACAGCUAAUUGCAUGUUCACAGUUUGGGGACGAAAAGUUAUAUUUGCCUCGUUUUGGCCAUCUAACAAUCAAAGCCCUUCACCAACUUUGCCAAUGUGUGGAUCCUUGCAAGGUCCAGCACUUCCAAGAGAAAGCCAAGGCGCAGUCCCCCACAUUUACCCCAACAUCCAUUGCUACUAUGAAGGCCUUGCUCGAAGAGUUCCAUCAUUUCAAAGGCUCAAUCAUCCUCGCUAAGGCUUGCAGGGGAGCUUUGGGUCCUAUCGAUCACUUUCAAAUACUGAAGCUUGAGCUCCUUGCCUCGUUCAGUUGA